Messenger RNA from Daucus carota subsp. sativus, 5620 nucleotides. Its product is annotated as endoglucanase 10. The transcript has 10 exons. The record is from RefSeq and is a predicted model, not a curated record. Lineage: Eukaryota; Viridiplantae; Streptophyta; Magnoliopsida; Apiales; Apiaceae. Gene Ontology annotation, biological process: carbohydrate metabolic process. Gene Ontology annotation, molecular function: hydrolase activity, hydrolyzing O-glycosyl compounds. Bases 3800 to 5374 code for a protein of 524 amino acids.
UCUCCUGAAGCUAUUAAAUUUUCUGCGUUUCUUCAGAUUUGCCUUUUAGUCUAUAGAAAAUACAUAUGUUCAGCCUUGCAGUAAUGGGAAGGGUAAUCAAUGGUGCCAACUCUGGAUCUUUCUUUAGGUGAGCUUUGCUUGGAGUCUGAGAGGUCUUGACUGUUGGCACUUUGAGAACAGAAGACCACUCAGCUGCUCGGCCAGUGCAAGCACUUCAUGACAAUCGAACAGAGGUCCAUGGGCUGUUCCAAGGAGCAUGUUUAUGAAGGGGAACUACAACAUUCUUUAUGACAAGUAAAAAGUGUUGAAUGUUGUGCACUUGUGCCCACAUUCAGUUAGCCCGUGUAGAGAUCGAAAUCUACUCACUUUGCAUGCAUGAGAAAAUGACUGGGAUCGGUCGGAGGAUCAAUCAGGUAGUUGUACACAAAUCUAUAUAUAUAAAUCUGAAAAUAACUGUAUUAGGAUGCAAUGUUUGGUCAUGGUUUUUGUCCAGAUUUGUAAAGGUUUCUCGACUCCCCCAAGUUGCACGUCAAAACCUGGUUGCUUAAGGUUUUAAACUGUUUUAGUUGCUAGAACAAUGACUCAGGUUUGCUGAUUCUUUGUCUUUCAAGCUUUUUACUUUAUCUUACCAUAUAAUUAAAGUCAGUAUUACAAGAGCUUUCAGCCCCAUAGCAGUUAUAUAGAAUUCAUUAGAACUUCUAUUCUGGCACCCAACCUUGAAUAGCAUUACGGUUUUUUUUUUUAUAUUAUUCCUUUGAAAAAAAGCAUCUAAUAGUAUGUGGAUAUGUUUAGUUCAAGAAGUGAUGUUUCUAAUACUUAUGACCUGGUAUGUUUUGCAAUGCUACUGCUUAUCUUUUGUUUAUAUAUUUUUAGAAAGUGUUAGGUCUGUGCUGCCUGAAGGCUUUUUGUACUUCAUAACUGAUCGAGCUCUCAUAUAGACAGGUGACAUAGUAUUUCAAUAGAAAACAAAUAGGGUCUUCUUACUUGUGUUCAGUAACACUCAAUAACAAUCCUAAUCAGCACAUAUGGAAAAUUUACACAUUUCCCUGGUCAAGCUUAUACCAAAUAAUAAAGAAUCUGAUUCAAGUAAUUAGAUUGAUGCACAGAUUUCCCUCAAGUUUAACCAACUAUUCUGGGUUUAGCAUUGGCUCUAUAUUGUUUUAGAUAAUGGCUAGGCCACAUCCCAUCGGGUGUUGUCCUUACUCUGUCUUUUGGAUCCACAUAUAGUAAUUGACAUGUAAAUUAUAUUCAUGGAUCAAAUUUGGGGUAUGCGUAGCCGCUAGUGAUUUUAAGGAAAUCUCUUCUACAUCUUUUUUAAGUCGCAGCUCAGAGAUGGUGCGAUGGUUUGGAUUCUGCAUGGAGGACUGUGGAGUGAUCUUUACUUCUGGAUAUAAAAACUUUCAUAGAAAAUUAUUAAUUUUACUUUUGCAAUAUGGAGUCAAAGUGUAAGUUUUAACUACAGAGACAUUAGGGGUAAUAUGACUAUAUAGCCAUUCUUAGUUGGUGAAAAGGCGUAUUAUAGGACUAUAGCGAUUCUUAGUUGUUCAGAUGCCAAUACAUUAUUUGACUAAAAAUCACUUGUUGAUGAUGAUUCACUAGGUCGGCAAAAAUGCUGGCUUUAGGUACCACUACCAAUGUUCAAUUGCCUAUAUAUAUAUAUAUGAAUCUAUUUAUUAAGAUAGAGAUAAGAAUAAAUCUUAAAGAGGUAUGAUCACUUCUUCUACACGGGGUCAUGGUCUGAUUCCUUCUUUUAUAAAAGCUGUAUGAACCAAAAUGAGGUUGAUGAGAUUUUAAAUUUUUGGUAGACUAGGUGGAUGAUGUAUAGAUAUUCUUUUUGUGUAGAAAAACUCGCAACUUAUAUGCACUGGAAAGUAUUUCAAUAACGCUAAACCUAAUAUACUUUGAAAAUAAAAACAUAGAAGUGUUAUACAAGCCAUAUUCAGUUGAUGAAGAUAAUUAUAUGUAAUCUAUUAUUUAACAAAUGUAAAUUAGCUUAAAUUGGUUUUUAGAAUUACAGGAAAAUAAGGCCAUAUUUACUUUUAUUGAUCAAACAAAUUUCCUGAUUUUAUUGCAGUUGAGAAGUUGGUGUAUAUAUACAGCCAAACACGCUGAACUGGCCAGCUGAAAAUACCUUAUGGAAUAUAAGUGAUGACUAAAGCGUAGCUAGAUGUCUUCUAAAUGGUUAUCAUCUGGCAUUUUAAAUUGUUUAGGCAGUGGGAGUGGCAUGACUACAAUAGUGUUCUUGAAGGACAGAGGUCCGGUAGUGCAAAACAGGGUAAACAUGCAGUUCAUUUUCUUGGGUGAAGGACUGCAUAAGAUUCCCAUCACAAGACAUCCAUUGCAAAGGUGGCCGAUGAAACUAGCGCAGUUCUAUUGCAGUUUUGGGGAGAACAGUGUGAUGCCUUGGAACGAGGUGAUAUUAUUCAUCUCAACCAUUGCAUGGUGUCAUAUAAUCACAACAGUAAUGUUGUUUUGGAGGAAUUCACCAAAGCUACAGGCCGACAGCUGAGACGCCAAACAUGAGUGAGAUUGUUUUGAUUUCUGAUCCCAAUAACUCCAAGAUAAUAGGAAGGAGGUUGUUUUAUUUGACACAGGAAUGUUUUUCCCAGUGGUUUAACUCUGUAUCAGUGAUGUGAGUUGCUAUUUUCUGUUGCAAAUAUAAAGGGAAUGUUUUACCUCUGCUUAUUACCUUUUGGCUUUUAGGCAACAUAAAUGCAGAUUGUCUAAUUCCGGGAAAACAAAAAUGGAGUUUAAGUUCUGUACUUCCAGUUUCCUGUGCGGAGACCAGGUUAGAAGACUGGUAAAAAUAGAAUAUAACCGCUGAAAUCUUUAUAAAAAAUGUGGAAAUAGGGAGGGCUGGCUGUUAAGUGAGCUCAUUGCCUCCCCCGAGUUAUUGGGGCGGGGAUCUCAAAGGCACCCAUUUCAGUAAUAGAAGACCCAUCACCUGCCCAACAAAGGCUGUAUAAAUCAUCUCAUCGACAAAGGCCGUACGAAGGUCGAGCUGGAAAACGUUGCAAGUGAUAUUAGAGCCACUCCAUUUAUGGCGCUGGGCGCUGGCAUUGCCAACAGUUUAACGACCGGAGGUAUAGGGGGAAGCAGUGAGUAAUCUCGAAAUGAAGGUUGCUGAAAUGGUGUCACAGCUUAACAAGCGGAGGUAUCAUGGACUCAUAGUAUGUAGCGAGUAAUCUCGACGGUCACUGAAAUGGUGUCAUACAGGUUGUAAAGAACAAUUUUGGGACUAUGAGAAACUCUUUGGUCGGAUCCUUGCUCUAGGGCCCAACACGAGUCUGUUAGGAAACAAGGGGGUGAUCUUGACUCGGUGAUCACUCGUUUAUAAGAGAAAUUAGCUCACUUUCGGGAACAACAAGGAGUUUUGGUUAAUAUGAUGGAGACCAAGACACUUUUCAGGCAGAGGUACGUUCGACGCUGACAAACUUACAAUCUUCUCAUCACAUUACAUUUGAAAAAAUGGAAGCGAGCUCUACUGAAGGAGCCAAGGAGGGUUGAAAUCAGAACAGUGACGGGUAGCCCAUAUAUGGGACGAGGAUCUUACGUAGGGGUUGGAUAAGAUGGAGGAACGUGGUACCAUGGCGACAUCGGAAACUCAACAUGUCUUCGUUUACGGUACAAAUCCUGAUGGAUGGAUAUUCAGAAUCGAUAGCUUGUCAGAAUUUGGAUUAGAGAGAUGCUGAAAUUUGCUGAGUUUUGCCUUGCAUUGCGCAGUGCAGGCUUAGUUUGUGUUGGGUUUUCGAAAUCUUGAGGAUUUGCGAAAUAUUUAUUGAUCAUUUCCCCGAAAUCAAUGGGAGAGUCUGGGAAAUGUAGAGGAUGGUUUGGGUGGAUACUUGUGUUGAUUGUAUUGGGUGUUAUUGCAUUUGCUAUUUAUAUGGUCAUUCAUGAGAAAAAUCUGUUUUCUGAUAAGGACUCGGCUGCUCCUGUUCCUGGUGCCCCUGGCGCCAUUAAUCGUAAAUACUCUGAUGCUCUCAAGGUUGCUCUCCAGUUCUUUGAUGUCCAAAAAUCGGGUAAAUUAGUGGAUAAUAAGAUAAAUUGGAGGGGAGAUUCAGCUCUUGAUGAUGGAAAGGAGGCCAAGGUGGAUCUUAGUAAAGGACUGUAUGAUGCUGGGGAUCAUAUGAAGUUUGGAUUUCCCAUGGCUUUCACUGCAACUAUUCUAUCAUGGAGCAUCCUCGAGUAUGGGGAUCAAAUGGAAGCAGUGGGUCAGUUGGAGCCUGCUCAAAAUUCCCUCAGGUGGAUCACUGAUUACCUAGUAAAUGCUCAUGCUUCCGAUGAUGUGCUCUAUGUUCAGGUGGGCGACCCAGAAGCAGACCAUAAAUGUUGGAAUAGGCCUGAAGAUAUGACCGAGAAAAGACCUCUUUCUCAGGUUAACACUUCUGCCCCAGGAUCAGAUGUAGCAGCUGAAACUGCAGCAGCAAUGGCAUCUGCAUCACUAGUUUUUAAGUCGAGUGAUUCUACAUAUUCAAGCUCACUUCUUAAGCAUGCCCAGCAACUAUUUACUUUCGCAGAUAAGAAUAGAGGUGCCUACAGUGAGAGCCUUCCUGAUGUGCAGACGUACUACAAUUCAACUAGCUACGGUGAUGAGCUCCUAUGGGCAGCUGCUUGGCUCUAUCAUGCAACAGGGAAUCAAACGUACAUGGCUUAUGUGACAGGGAAAAAUGGAAGAUCAUUUGCUAGGUGGGGUAAUCCAACGUGGUUCAGCUGGGACGACAAGUUACCUGGGGCUCAUGUUUUGCUUUCCAGAGUAGGCUUCUUUGGAGAUGAAUCCAGAUCAGAUAACGUCAAAAAGUACAGAGAAACUGCGGAGGCAAUUAUGUGCAACAUCCUACCUAAAUCUCCAAAAGCUUCAGACAGCAGAACAGAGAGUGGUCUUAUAUGGGUUUCUGAAUGGAACUCCUUGCAGCAGCCCAUGGCUUCUGCACUUUUAACAGUCAUUUUCAGUGACUACAUGCUGUCAUCCCGGACAGCAAAAAUAACGUGUGAUGACGAUUCUUUUUCACCUCUUGAUCUUCGACAGUUUGCCAUGUCACAGGUUGAUUAUGUCUUGGGCAACAAUCCGAUGAAAAUGAGUUAUCUUGUGGGCUACGGAGAUAAAUAUCCAAAGUACGUGCACCAUAGAGGAGCUUCUAUUCCGGCUGAUGAGAAGCCAACUUGCUCUGAGGGCUGGAAGUGGCUUGAUUCAAAAGAGCCUAACCCCAACGUUGCAGUUGGAGCACUAGUCGGAGGACCAUUUUUGAAUGAAACCUAUAUUGAUUCUCGGAACAAUUCAAUGCAAGCUGAACCAAGCACAUAUAACAGUGCCUUGAUAGCUGGUCUUCUGUCAGGUUUGGUUACUACCUCUUCUGUGGUUCGAUCCUUCACCUAAAGCAAACACCUAACAGAUUAUUCAAUCCAGAUUAUAUACAUUAUUUGUAAUUAAGCUCGAAACUUGGAUUGAAGUAAAUUUUAUAAACAAAUGCUUCAAACGUACCUCACGUUACAAGUAUAGUAUAUUCAUUGAGGUGACCUUUCACUCUAUCUAGUGUAAAUGGUCCAACAAGUGUUGGCACACAUCUCCUUACAUGAAAGAACUAACUGGGACAUGUAGAACAGCUCUAUGAACCAACUUUUU